CGUUGAACCAUCGCACUCCUCGCGCAGAAAGUGAGAAUCAUUCGAUCACCGCGAGUUUUGAUCGCGCCAAUCGCGUACAGUGUUCUGUACACUUCGUGACAAGUUAUCUAGAAUGCAACAUUCGCUUUAUUGUUACCGGAGUUCCUUCGACUUCCAAACAUAAUUCGAAUGCACCAAACACAGCCGCAGAAGAUAUCGGCAAUAUCAGUGUGACAUUGUGUAGAGGCGGCGUAGCGACGUGGGUGUUUUCUGCGAGGUAUAUUAUAUCGUGCAAAUCGGUGAUGCUGCCGUGGCAUGUAGAAUGCUUCAACGCCCGAUUGGGGAAGGCGAAAGCUUUCGAGAGGUUCGAGCUGUUCGACAGAGAUGCCGUCACGCUAUCUCCCUCGUCUUCUGGACAGGAAAUUCGUUUGAGUCCUGGCACUGCCGUAAUCGUCACUGGAUACGUACCCUUCAAUGCGAUUAGAUUUUCGGUGAAUCUAUCGUGCAAUUCAUCUGCGGAUAAUGUGGCUCUACAUUUCAAUCCACGAUUGCAGAGGGGCUACGUAGUCAGGAACUCAAAGCUGCGAAAUCAGUGGCAAGAAGAAGAAAGAUGUUCGUCUUCCGGUCGGAGCGGAUUUCUGUUUCACCGAGAUACUUACUUUCACCUAAUGAUAUUUUGCACCCCGAACGAAUACCAGAUAGCCGUUGACGGUGAGCAUUUUUGCUCGUUCGCAUAUCGAAUCCCCUUAGCUGCUGUGACGGAACUUCAGGUUCAGGGAGAUGUCGAAGAUGUCAGAACCAGGGUAACGACCUUCAAAGAAUACCCAGACUAUAAAAAUUACCCGCCGAAAUACAACCUCGAAGUUUUUACUGACAAACCGUUGAAUAACAAAUUGGAUAUUCCGGUCACCGUUUCCAUUCCGGAAGGCAUCAGAGUCGGGAGUCGCAUAUCCGUCAAGGGGCGACUAAAGCUGCUUCCCCACUCAUUUUACCUCAAUUUGCAAAAAGGGCGAACGAUAUAUCCUCAUCCGGAAAUCGGGCUUCACUUGAACCCGCGGUUUCUCUUCGGUAGCGCGGAGCCAUGCGUUGUUAUGAAUUGUUGGCAGAACGGAAGCUGGGAACACGAAGAACGACACGAAGGCGUUCUGUCUUGGGGACCAGGUCGAGAAUUCGUGUUAACCUUGGCCUGCGAGUACGAAGCUUAUACUAUAUGGUUGGGGAGCAAGAUGAUCGGCGAAUUCAUACAUAGAGUUUCCCUCGAGAGUAUCGACACCAUCAAGAUCUGCGGUGACGUCGUCAUAUACGAACUCUGCGUCACGCACGCACCCUAGAGUCUAUCGCAUGGUAGAUUAGAUACAACGAUUCCUUUUGCCAAAGAAGCUUUACCUAUUAAUUAAGAUAGCAAGUCCAUUAAUCAAACUUUUUAACCAUCCGGCAUUUUGACUCUGGGUAUUUACAUAUAUAUAGGUUCGUUUUCACGUACCUUCGACGGGCUCAUUUAAAUAGAUUUUGCUCCGUUCAAAACACUCGAAUUCAUUCCAUCAUAUCUAACUCAGAAUGGUUAGAUUAUAAGAAGAAACUCAAACCGAAAAUAUUCAUGAAAGUGACAAUUGAGGUAAUCUAUUUAGUAAUGUGAAAAAAAAAAAAAAAAAACAAACGAGCUGACAAUACACAAGAUAGAAGUAUAAUUCUUCACCGACCGUUCAAAGAGUAAAUAAUUAUUUUAUUUUCUUUUUCUUGUUUUUUUUUUUUAAUUCAUGUCAAGUUGAUACAAGUUUCUAAUCUCCAUAAUUGGAUGGAGUAUUUUUUUAUGUAUUAUAUUUUUUCAUUUCUAUAUUCUGCGAAUAGCUGUCGGUGAAUUGUUUAUUUCAAUAUUGCAGAUUUGAUCGCUCAUUUUUACAUACCAAAA
Messenger RNA from Neodiprion fabricii, 1888 nucleotides. Its product is annotated as galectin-6-like. Gene Ontology annotation, molecular function: carbohydrate binding; galactoside binding. The coding region runs from base 282 to 1310 and encodes 342 amino acids. The transcript has 8 exons. The record is from RefSeq and is a predicted model, not a curated record. NCBI's taxonomy places the organism in Eukaryota, Metazoa, Arthropoda, Insecta, Hymenoptera, Diprionidae.